Molecule: messenger RNA, 2712 nt
Organism: Nerophis lumbriciformis (worm pipefish)
Lineage: Eukaryota; Metazoa; Chordata; Actinopteri; Syngnathiformes; Syngnathidae
Source: RefSeq, a predicted model, not a curated record
AUGAUCAACACUUGUGCUGGAUUCGUGCUGAAGGACUGUCGAAUAUCCCGCGGCGCCGCCAUUUGUUCGGCCAGCAAACUUACAGCCGUACCUCGGGACAUCCCGGCAACGGUUAAAAGCUUUGACUUGGCUGUGAACAAAAUAUCCAAGAUCCGAGCAGAUGAUUUCACUAAUUACACGUUGCUGUUGCAGUUAGACAUGAAACGAAACAUUAUUUCACAGAUAGGAAAAGGUGCAUUUGCCAACCUGCGUUCUCUCCAAAAGUUAAACCUGAAUAAUAACAGACUGCCGCAUCUUGAAGAAGAUGUUUUUCACGGUUUGAGCAACCUGACCGAGCUAAGAAUAACGAGCAAUUACAUCAAAACUGUGGAUUCUAACGCCUUUAAGCCUCUGAGAAAUUUAAACAUCUUGGACUUGUCCUUCAACAGACUGCAACACUUGAGGACUGUUCACUUGACCAACAGCACCUUAAGCCUAGCGUACCUAGAUCUGUCCCAGAAUGAUAUCGAUGUCUUCAGCAUCAGCGCAAAUAUUUUUCAAAAUCUCACUUGGCUGAACAUCGGCGGAGCUCCGAGAAAGCACAAGAUGUUAUGGAAGGUGAGCGAAGAGAAGGCUCUCAGGCGGGUGACCACGCUCGAUAUCGGCGGUCAUCAUUUGGCACAGAAAGACGCCACGGUGCUUUUCCAGAGCUUCAACUUCUCGCUGAGCACUUUAAGAAUGAAUGCGAUGAGAGGCAACCUCAGAGAACUGAUCAACAUGUCCUGUACAAUCCCGACCCUGACUCUUUUGCAACUCAGACGCAAUUCGCUCCGGCUGGUGAAUUCCAGCCUGUUUCAGCCCUGCACGACAGUCACUGAGUUGGAUUUGGGUGACAAUCUCAUUUUUAACAUCUCCAACGACUCCUUCGUAGUCUUUCUUGGUCUGAAGAGCUUGACUCUGAGCCAAAACAGGCUCUCCUUUGUCCCUCCUGCUGUUAGGAAUCUGACGAGACUUCAGGAGCUGGACCUGAGCUCCAACAACAUCAGCUCGCUCGGUUGUCAAGACUUUGCGGAACUUGGCAAACUCCAAGUGCUCGGCCUUUAUCAAAACAAGAUCAGGACGAUAAAGCAGUGCGUCUUUAAGGAUCUGACUAACCUUCGGGUCCUCAAACUGCAGGCCAACCAAAUCACAAAACUGAACAGCGCUUUUAAAAGAUACCUGUCAAAUCUUAGACAGCUGAAAUUGGAUAAGAAUAGACUCACUACUAUUGAACAGGGAGAGUUUGAAGGCUUGCGGUCUCUCCAGAACCUAUCAAUGAUGAAUAAUCAAAUCAGCCAGCUUAAAAUCGGUUGUUUUUUGGGCCUGACAAAUCUGACCGACAUACUGCUGCAAUCCAACGAGAUCCAGGCCACUGACAUAACCGCAGCUGUAUUCAGCGAUCUGGUUAAUUUAAGAAGGUUGUUUUUAUUGGACAAUCGCAUCAAGUUCAAGAACCAUUCAGUAUUGCCGUCGGCACCGUUCUCCCGGCUUUCUAGGCUUGAGGCCUUGGUUAUGGCAGGGCAACACAGCAGAGGCAGAUGUCAAUUCCCUGUCAACUUUCUGCAAGGUUUGACUAACCUCCUCAUUUUUGAUGCCAGGAAUACCCAGCUCUUCCCCUUGCACCAAGACACAUUCACAUACACACCUCGCCUUCAGACGCUCGACAUCAGCUCAAAUGAGCUCACAGAUAUCUCUCCCAGGUUGUUUGAUCCCAUCCAGAACCUCCGAAGCCUUUACAUUUCAAGAACCAGUCUUCAAUCGCUUGAUUUCCUAAAGGACACCAACCUUACCAACCUGGAAUUCUUACAAGCUCGACGGAACCAGUAUUCAGUCAUCACAAAGGAACAAAUGAGCUCACUUCCUGGUCUGGUGUAUUUAGAUCUUCAAGGGAACAGUUUCCUAUGUGACUGCGACAACACCUGGUUUCUCCAGUGGAUGAACAAAACUGAAACCCAGGUUUUUGACGCCUAUAACUUCGUAUGCAACUACCCUCUACACCUCAAGGGUAUGAAGCUUCUGGACCUCGAUGUUGGAUCCUGUUCAAUAGACAUAGAGUUUAUACUCUACACCUCUACCUCGUGCGCCAUCCUUCUGUUUCAGUUGGUGGCUUUCACCUACCAUUUCUUGCGAUGGCAUCUGGCCUAUGCCUACCACCUCUUCUUGGCUUUCCUAAAUGAGAGGAAAUAUCAGGACAAGCAGCCCGAGUGUCUCUAUGACGCCUUCGUCUCUUACAACGCCCACGACGAGGGCUGGGUCUUCAGGGAGUUGGUGCCCAAACUUGAGGAGCAGCAGGGCUGGAAGUUGUGCCUGCACCACCGAGACUUCGAGCCAGGGAAACCAGUCAUUGAAAACGUCACCGAGGCCAUCUACGCUAGCAGAAAGACUAUCUGCGUGAUCAGUCGUAAAUACCUGGAGAGUGAGUGGUGCUCCAGGGAAAUUCAGCUGGCCAGCUUUCGCCUGUUUGACGAGCACAAGGAUGUCCUAAUCCUGGUCUUCCUGGAAGACUUAGAUGUCUGGGAGCUGUCUCCUUACUACCGCAUGAGGAAGUUGCUGAAGAAAUGGACUUUUCUGAGCUGGCCAAAGGCCGCACCAUGCCCCGAUCUCUUCUGGGAGAAGCUCCGGCAGGCCCUGAAGACCGGAGACGAAGCCGGUGGCGAACUGUUGCUCCUCACCGUGGAGGAAAGAGAUGCAUGA